This is a messenger RNA of Daucus carota subsp. sativus, 2356 nucleotides long. RefSeq names its product COBRA-like protein 10. The coding region runs from base 163 to 2145 and encodes 660 amino acids. Gene Ontology annotation, biological process: cellulose microfibril organization. The transcript has 2 exons. Gene Ontology annotation, cellular component: membrane. Lineage: Eukaryota; Viridiplantae; Streptophyta; Magnoliopsida; Apiales; Apiaceae. The record is from RefSeq and is a predicted model, not a curated record.
CAGUUCCACACCCUGGAUUUUUCUCGAUCACCUCCGCCGGGUGAUUUUUCAUGCGGCUUCGGUGGUCGGUGAUCCCUUGGUCGUCUGCCCCUCGCCGCUCCUCCUAAUCCCCACCGUUGUCACCAAAGACAUAAAAGCUUUGUUAAUGAUCGGUAUUUUAGCAUGAAAGCCUCAACGGUGAUCUGCAUUGCCACUUUGUUGUUGUGGCAAUCCGUUCUGCCAUUCGCUCAAGAUGAUGGAAGCACGGAGAAUGCAGAACCUGUGAAGCCGAGUAAAGAAGAGGAGGAGUGCAAUGGCGUCUUUGCGUCGUAUACUUUGGAGCAGAGGGAGAGGGAGCUUCCGUUUGUCAAGAAUGUAUCGGCUCAAGGGUGGGCGUUUAAGUCUUCUGCGGUGGUGAUGAAUGCGGGGGCAACAGAGCUCAAGGCCUGGCAACUUUUUAUUGGGUUUCAGAAUGAUGAGCUUUUGGUAUCUGUGGAUGGGGCUGUUGUUGUUGAUGGUGAUAGUUUUCCUAUUCGUGUUGGUAAAAAUGGGACUCACCUAGCUGGAUUUCCACAGGCUGAUUUGAAGACCGCGAUUGAUACGGCUAAUGAUAUGAGCCAGAUGGCUGCCAAGAUCAGUAUAAAGGGCACCCAAUUUGGUGGCCAGAAGAACGCGAAGCCAAUGCCUAAGACGCUCAAAAUUGUGAAUGAUGGCUUCAAAUGUCCUGCACCAAAGAUGACCAAGGGUGGUUCCACAAUGGCUGUCUGUUGUGUUAAGGAUCCCAAGUUCAAAACCAAGGACUUGAAAACUAAGUUUUUUCCGCGCCAGAAAGGGGAUCUUACCUUUACAUAUGAUGUGCUCCAAGCAUACAAAGGUAGCUAUCUUGCUCAAGUCACCAUUAAGAAUCAUCAUCCACUUGGCCGCCUUGACCGUUGGAAUUUGACCUGGGAAUGGAUGAGGAACGAAUUUAUUUACAACAUGAGAGGAGCCUUCACUCACCAGAAGGAUCCUUCUGAAUGCCUCUACGGUCCCCAGGGCAGGUAUUACCAAGACUUGGAUUUCAGCCAAGUGUUGAACUGCCAGAAAAAGCCUGUUAUUUCGGAUAUGCCUCCAACAUUGAAAGAUGAUGAGAAGCUUGGAAAGUUGCCUUACUGCUGCAGAAAUGGCAGCAUAUUGCCUGCUAUAAUGAAUGUAACUGAGUCCCAAUCAAUCUUUCAGUUGAACGUCUACAAGCUUCCACCUGACAUGAAUAGAACAGCCAUUAAUCCUCCUCAGAACUGGCAGAUUUCAGGCCUUGUGAACCCGACCUAUAAAUGUGGGCAGCCAAUACGCGUUGAUCCCUCUGAAUUCCCUGAUCCUAGUGGCAUUGAUUCGGUAUCCACAUCUGUAGCAACUUGGCAAGUGACAUGCAACAUAACGCGUCCAAAACCAAAGCAAGCUAAAUGCUGUGUUUCCUUCUCAGCUUACUAUGCCAGGUCUGUGAUUCCCUGCAACACCUGUGCUUGUGGCUGUGAAGACACUGACAAAUGCAAUCCCAACGCGAAAGCAAUGCUGCUUCCACCCGAAGCUCUUCUUGUUCCAUUCGUCAACAGAACAGCAAAAGCACUCGCAUGGGCCAAACUGAGAAAGUUACCAAUCCCUCAUCCAAGACCUUGCGGUGACAACUGUGGAGUUAGCGUCAACUGGCACAUUACAGGCAAUACAAAAACAGGAUGGAGUGCCAGAAUCACGCUAUUCAACUGGGGAAGCUUGCCUUAUCAAGAUUGGUUUGCAGCAGUUCAAUUGAAGAAGGCAUCUGUGGGGUACCAAAAUGUAUACUCCUUCAAUGGAACAAGGCUACCAAAUUUAAACAAUACUAUCUUUAUGAAAGGAUUCAAGGGCUUAAAUUACUUGAUUGCUGAAGUGGACGGUGCUCGUCCUGGGGCUCCAAGAGUACCAGGAAAACAACAAUCAGUGAUCUCAUUUUCAAAAGCACAUACUCCCAAAAUUGACAUAGAAGCUGGAGAUGGUUUCCCAUCUAAGUUCAUAUUCAAUGGUGAAGAAUGUGCUCUGCCUACCCGCUUCCCAGGAAAUGGAGCCCAUCGUGCUCGUGCUGCAGAUUUUCUUCCAGUUUUACUCAUCACUCUAUUGACUACUUUGCUCAUCACUGACCGCUGGUUCCACUGAUCAGUUGCCAAAUGAAGCUUGUAUUUAUUGAAAAUGUAAGAUGAUACUAAUGUACUUGCUGGAACAAGCAAUGGAUCAGGAUAUAGAUGAGAUAUUUCUUCUCUUGCUGUCUAGGCAAUGCAUGUAGGUGUUGCGACCAAGUGGAGAGACUUUGAUUUUCAAUUGGAAACAGAGGGAAGAUCAUGAUAGUAAUUACAAUUAUACAUUAUAA